AGUGAACCCACUCAGGUUAAUAUUUUUGAUGUCCGACGUGCCAUUCUAAUUCGCCGGCAAAAAUGCCCAUUUUUCGGGAUUGUGCUUUAAUUAUUUUAAGAAGGAAUGUGGUACAAGGAAGGCCAAUAGUUUCAAGAUGUAGCUCAAUUGCUUGCAGGAAACUUUCAACGAGCUAUGGCGCGAAAAGUACUUUCAGUGAGAGCAGCGUCUUUAACUCCUUUCUUGUCUCAAGGAACCGGCGGGCAAAUUUUUUACUGACUCGAUCCUUUAGUAGUGAAACAGCAGAAAAAGUCAAUUGCAAUAUAGGCACAAUCGGACAUGUGGAUCACGGUAAAACCACACUAACUGCGGCUAUAACGAAAGUUCUGGCGAAAGAUGGACUCGCUGACUUCAUCCCCUACGACGAGAUUGAUAGAGCGCCGGAGGAAAAAGCCAGAGGCAUAACAAUAAACGCAUGUCACGUUGGUUUUUCAACGAAGGCUCGACGAUACGCUCACACCGACUGCCCGGGACAUGCUGAUUACAUAAAGAAUAUGAUUUCCGGAACAUCACAAAUGGAUGGAGCUAUUCUGGUAGUAGCCGCGAACGAUGGACAAAUGCCACAAACUCGAGAGCAUUUGUUACUUGCCAAGCAGGUCGGGGUGGAGAAAAUCGUCGUGUACGUUAACAAAGCGGACCUGGUUGAUAACGACGUUUUAGAACUAGUGGAUAUCGAAAUACGUGAACUGUUGACGGAUUUCGGGUUCGACGGAGCAGCUUCGCCAGUGAUUUACGGUUCAGCUUUACAAGCCCUGCAGGGAGCGGAGACAGAAUACGGCGAACCAUCAAUUCGGAAGCUACUUGAAAUAAUUGAUGAAUAUAUUCCUACCCCCACCCGCGAUUUUACUUCUCCUUUUCUAGUUCCAAUUGACAAUGCAUUCACAGUUCCAGGGCGGGGAACUGUUGUUGUAGGAACGAUUAAACGUGGAGUUGUGAACAGAAACGAUGAAGCGGAAUUGUUAGGUUUUGGAGAAAGCAUAAAGACAACUGUUUCGGACAUUCAGAUUUUCAAGAAAAGCCAACCUAAGGCGGUAGCUGGUGACAACAUUGGAUGUUUGUUGCGUGGAGUUCGAAUUGGAAGUGUGCAGCGAGGAAUGCUCCUUUGUGCCGCGGGAAGUGAAGAAGUUUCCAAUCACUUCGAAGCAUCUAUGUACCUCCUCGCUAGGAACGAAGGCGGGCGAUCGAAACCUUUGACUUCCAAAUAUAUUCAGCAGCUUUUCAGUCGCACGUGGAAUAUAUCAGCUCGGGUUGAUUUAGGACAAGACAGAUCAAUGCUUAUGCCGGGCGAGCAUGCUCCCGUGUACCUAACUUUACUGAGAAAGAUGGUAAUGUCACCUGGACAAAGCUUCACUAUUCGGGAAAAUGGCUCGACGGUGGCGACUGGGGUCAUAACGAAGAGAUUGAAAUCACUCAAUCUGCCAGCGAAUAAACUUUCAAAGGUUGUACUGCAACAGUAGGAUGAUAAGAUGAUAAUGGAGAAUGAGAUUCAUGAAAUAGAACGAGUGUUGAACG
Hermetia illucens (black soldier fly) is the source of this 1551-nucleotide messenger RNA. It is a transcript of the gene mEFTu2, whose product is annotated as elongation factor Tu. Gene Ontology annotation, molecular function: GTPase activity; GTP binding; translation elongation factor activity. Gene Ontology annotation, biological process: mitochondrial translational elongation. Gene Ontology annotation, cellular component: mitochondrion. The transcript has 5 exons. Lineage: Eukaryota; Metazoa; Arthropoda; Insecta; Diptera; Stratiomyidae. The record is from RefSeq and is a predicted model, not a curated record. The coding region runs from base 63 to 1496 and encodes 477 amino acids.